This is a messenger RNA of Durusdinium trenchii, 342 nucleotides long. Lineage: Eukaryota; Dinophyceae; Suessiales; Symbiodiniaceae. The record is from the annotation of a GenBank genome assembly.
AUGGAACCCGAACUGAAUCAAGCUGACAGGUUUUACACAGUUGUCUCUCCAACCUUUGCUGCCGCCAUUGCUGAAAAAAGCCUUCCGGAGUUUGCGGCAAGACGGAUUCUGUCAUACAGAGUUAGCAUGAUUGAACGGCUCUUUGCCAAAGACCAUGGUUGGCGGUGGGAGGAAGCCAACAUGGGGACUGUGGUUUGUGUGGCUAUACUGCUAGGACCAUGGUUGGCGAGGGUCAGUGGGAGGGAACCAAUCAUUGCAUUAGUCCUGCGGCUUGCUCUGCAUUCUUGCAGGCUCUCAAGGACCUUAGUUGGCAUGGGUCAGUGGUGGGGACGUCAACUAUAA